AUACUCUAGCUCCGCCCACCUACCCUACCUCCCUGUCUGAGUGGCUGCAAGACUUGCGGAGGCUAACUUCCCAUUGGCCACCGGUGGGAACGCAGACAUCCGGUUUGCGCGUCGGGGCGGCGGGCGAGGAGGCAGCCAUGGUGCGGUUCAAACACAGGUAUCUGCUCUGUGAAGUGGUGUCUGACGACCCCCGCUGCCGCCUGAGCCUAGAAGACCGAGUGCUGGGCAGCCUCGUACGGGACACGAUCGCCCGCGUGCACGGGACUUUCGGCGCUGCCGCCAGUUCCAUUGGCUUCGCCGUGCGAUACCUCAAUGCCUAUACUGGAAUAGUGCUACUUCGAUGCCGGAAGGAAUUCUACCAGCUUGUGUGGUCAGCUCUCCCCUUCAUCACAUACUUGGAGAACAAAGGUCACCGUUACCCGUGUUUUCUCAACACCUUACACGUGGGAGGUACAAUUAGAACAUGUCAGAAGUUCCUGAUUCAGUACAACCGGAGACAGCUGUUGAUCUUGUUGCAACACUGCACUGAUGAAGGAGAGCGGGAAGCUAUCCAGAAGUCUGUCACAAGAAGCUGUUUACUAGAGGAGGAGUCGGGUGAGGAGGAGCUUUCAGAUGGUGGCGGUGAGGAGGCUGCUGACACAAUGGAGUGAACCUCUGCAGGCUGCAUAGUGCUCAAGCCUCAGGACCCAGUUGGAGGAGGACACUCUGGGAGGCAGCGGCAUCUUCUACAAUUCUGCAAGCUGAUGACUAGCAAACACAGGCCAAGUUACCAGCUCAAGAUGGAGGACUUACUCACUUAAAACAAAGUGAGGUCACCCUUACCUAGCAUUCCUGGUUAAGGGGUUCUGCAGGUUGUGAAGCCCCUAUAGUUACAGACAUCUUUGUAUUCUUAUUGCCUGGCCAAGAGCAGAUUUAAUAAAUGCAUCUGGCUUCCAUAGCAUUUAGCAAACUUAAAUUCAAGCUUGCCCAAGUCUCUUUCCCCCUCUACUCCUGGCCUCAGUGGGGAGAUUGGCUCCGUAUGUGGUAGUGGAUGCAAACCCUCCCAUCUGAGGCCCUGUAACAGCAGCCCCUAGGAUGGGCCCUAAGCAAACUAGGUCAUUUAGAGCAGAAGUAUGAGUCAAACUCAGCUGGUCUCAUUACUGACCCAAAGGGCCUUAAAAAUACCCUAUUCCUUGCCAAUACUUAAUCAGAUAACUUGACCAAAAAUGCAGUUCUUGCACUUUUCUUGGGGGGGUGGGGGGGAACCUGGCCUCACCUGACGUCAUUAUUACAAAGCUGAGUAGCAGCUGCCAACUUCUGGUAGUUUUCUGCAGUUCCACCCUUCCCUAUUGCCUUACACCUGAGGACACGUGAGACUGCCACACUCACAGGGAUUAGGAGGGACGAGAGACUUGUGGUCAGUUUUGAUCUGCCUACUAAUGACAUUUCUCAGAUCUGUUUUCUCCAUAAUAAAAUGGAUGUCACUCAAAGUCCCUUA
Equus caballus (horse) is the source of this 1477-nucleotide messenger RNA. RefSeq names its product POP5 homolog, ribonuclease P/MRP subunit (gene POP5). Gene Ontology annotation, biological process: tRNA 5'-leader removal. Lineage: Eukaryota; Metazoa; Chordata; Mammalia; Perissodactyla; Equidae. Gene Ontology annotation, molecular function: ribonuclease P RNA binding. Gene Ontology annotation, cellular component: ribonuclease P complex. The record is from RefSeq and is a predicted model, not a curated record.